AUGGAUUUUCGAAUGGAAUGGCCAAAGUUUCUCAAAAUUGUCGCGAGGAUGGUUUUCCACAGGUUUCGUCAAUACCGUCUAUCCACAUGUCACACUGUGGUUUUGGACACCAGCUACGGAAAAGUAUGUGGCCUCCAAAGAAAGACGGUCUACGAUAACGAACUGUACUUUGCCUUCGAGGGAAUACCUUAUGCCAAGCCCCCGGUGGGUGAGCUCCGGUUCAAGGCUCCCCAACCGCCAGAAUUCUGGCAGGGAGUGCUCAACUGCACCACCAAUCGGUCCAAGCCCCUGCAACGCAAUAUGCUGCUGGGGUUUGUGGAGGGCAGCGAGGAUUGUCUGCAUCUAAAUAUAUAUGUGAAAACCCUGGUAUCGGACAAAAAGCUUCCCGUGAUCGUAUGGAUAUAUGGCGGGGGAUUUCAAAAAGGAGAGGCCUCUCGUGACAUUUACAGUCCGGACUACUUUAUGAAAGAGCAGGUGGUUUUUAUUACCAUCAACUACAGACUGGGAGCAUUGGGCUUUCUCAGUUUCAAGGAUCCGAAGCUGGACAUUCCAGGAAAUGCAGGACUCAAAGACCAAGUGCUGGCUCUCCGAUGGAUCAGCCAAAACAUUGCCCAGUUCAACGGUGAUCCCAACAACAUCACCCUGAUGGGGGGAAGCGCAGGAGCAUCCAGUGUUCACGUGAUGAUGAACACGGAACAGACACGAGGUCUGUUCCACAAGGCUAUCCUGCAAUCAGGAUGUGCACUGAGUGAAUGGGUGAAUUACCCAGACUCCAACUGGGCCCUCCGUCUGGCCCAGAAAAUGGGAUACAAAGGCGGCGAAAAGGAAGCCGACAUUUUCCGCUUUCUUAACGGAAUUUCGUCGUAUCAGAUAGCUUGCAAUGACCAAGACGUGGUUACACGGGAUGAAAUGAGGCAUUUCCUAAUAUAUGCAUUUGGACCUGUGGUAGAGCCUUACGAGACUGAGCAUUGUGUGGUGCCCAGGAGACACGAGGAUCAGUUACGUGAUGCUUGGGGCAACGAUAUACCUGUAAUUAUGGGCGGCAACUCCUUCGAAGGGCUGUUCUGCUACAUGCAGGUGAGAGACGAUCCCUGGUUUCUUAGAAACUUCCAUAAUAUCCUACCGCGAGAAGUCAGCGAAUCCUGCACCCAAGAAGAGCGGGAUCUACUUGUGCGACGCAUCAAAAAGCACUACUUCGGCAAUGAGGAGCAACAAGCUAUGGGUUUAUUCGAGGCACUGAAUAUCUGCUCACACCGCCAGAUAUGGCACGACAUGCACCGCUUGGUUCUCGCUCGAAGGACCUACGCUCCUAAUACCCCAACUUAUUUAUAUAGAUUCGACUUCGACUCCCCGCACUUUAAUCAGUUCCGGUGGUUAGUCUGCGAGGAUGGCACUCGGGGUGUGUGCCAUGCCGACGAGCUUUCUUACCUUUUUUUUACGGUGAUGGCAACUAUCCUUGAUAAAUCUUCGGAAGAGUACCAGACUAUCGAACGGAUGGUGGGCAUGUGGACAUCGUUUGCAGGGACUGGAAAUCCCAAUUGUCGGGAAAUAGGAGACGCCAAGUGGGAGCCUCUCCAGCGGAUGGAAAGCGGAGUGGAGCGGUGCUUCAACAUUAGCCAAGAGCUGGACAUGAGGGUACUGCCAGAGGCCGACUCAAUGGCAAUGUGGGACUCCUUGUAUCCCAAAGGCUCUCUUUUCUAA
Messenger RNA from Drosophila kikkawai, 1701 nucleotides. Its product is annotated as esterase B1-like. NCBI's taxonomy places the organism in Eukaryota, Metazoa, Arthropoda, Insecta, Diptera, Drosophilidae. Gene Ontology annotation, molecular function: serine hydrolase activity. The record is from RefSeq and is a predicted model, not a curated record.